CAACUGAGAGAGGUUGGUUAAAUUGUUUAAAAAGAUAAAUUUACACACAUUUUUUUUGUCGUAAAUAUUGUCGUAAUUAUUUCAAAGUCACCAUUUCCGGCAUUCAAAAUGGCGGCGUUCAAGACUGGCGGACCACAUGUUAUAGCCCAUGGGUGAUUUUAACUUCAAGAGAGGAAGUGUGUGCAUCCGACAUACAGCAAAUGCAGCUUGUCUUCAGUAUCCAGAAAGAGUAACUACUACAAAAUUACGAAAGUACCUGGCUACAGUCUCACAGAUUUUCAAUCUGUCCACAGCAGAGUUGUCUGAAUUAGCAAGGCAUAUGGGUCACGAGCUUUCGGUACAUAAAAUUUUUUAUAGACUACAGGAUGAUGUGAUAGAACUUGCAAAGAUAAGUCGAUUAUUGAUCGCAGUGGAGGAGGGAAAAGCUGCUAGUUUUGCUGGUUGUACAUUAGAUGACAUAAAUAUUGCAGACAUUCCUGAGGAGGAUGCUAUUGAUGAACCAGAUGAGGAUGAUGAAACAGAUGAUGACAAUAUGCUGUCCAGUUAUGAUGUUGAUGAAACUGUCUGUGAUACUCCAAGUUCUGCAUUAAACAGAGAUCCGGAUCAGCUUAUCGGAAAGACUAACAGAACUGAAGAGGCGGAAAACAACCAAACUGAAGAGGCAGAAAACAAUAGAGUUGAAGAGGCGGAAAACAACAGAGGUGAAGAGGCGGAAAACAAUAGAGGUGAAGAGGUGGAAAAGAGCAGAACUGAAGAGGCGAGACGGACAAAAUGUCAACGGAAGACCUGGACUGGAGAGGAAAAAAAUGCCUUAACAGAACUGGUAACCAAAUUAUAUGCUGACAGGAAGCCUCCCAGGAAAAGUGAGAUUUUGAAGUGUCAAAUACAGCAUCCAGUUCUAAAAAACCUGAACUGGUUAAAUAUUAAAUAUCAAGUCUGGGCACUUGCCCAAAAAAAAAGUUCUGCAGAGAAGAAAGUGAUUCAGGAACUUUUUCCUUGACUGUGCUGGUGCUAUAUAAUACCAUGUAGUCCAAAUCAUAUGCUGACAGGUUGCCUCCUAGGAAAAGUGAAAUUUUUGAAGUGUCAUAUCAAGAAAAAAUAUUCUGCUGAGAAGAAAGUGGUUCAGGAACUUUUUCCUUGACUGUGCUGGUGCUAUAAUAUACCAUGUAGUCCAAAUCAUAUGCUGACAGGUUGCCUCCUAGGAAAAGUGAAAUUUUUGAAGUGUCAUAUCAAGAAAAAAUAUUCUGCUGAGAAGAAAGUGGUUCAGGAAUUUUAUCAUUGACUGUGCUCAGUGCUAUAACAUUUGAACAUGUCUAAAAUAUGGCAAAAUUGACUUUUAUUGAUUUCAGUAAUGUUCAGUGUUUUGAACCAAAAAAAAAAAUGUUUCAAAAACAUUUUGGUAAAAACAAUAUGUCUGUUUUUCAGUUGCCAUUAAAUAAAAAUUCUUAAUUGAUUAGGUCAUGUAAAGGUAGAUAAGGCUUAUGUGAACCUUGUCCUUUCCUGCAUAAUAGAUUAAUUUGAUUGCUACAGUAUUAUAUUGAUAAAUCUGAAUUUUUUGUUUAUAUUUUGCCAUUUGAAUGACUUCUGCUAAUUUUAAUUGCAAAAAAAGGCUGUCUCCCAAAAUUUUGUAGCAUUGGUUUUUAUCAGGAAAGUAGUUUUCUUUUCAUGCUUAUCUGUCACAAAUUUUGGACAUUGGAAAGUUUGUUCCUUAAAACUGAGGUUUUAUGUAUCCUCAAAAACAGUUUGUUUUAUGGACACCCAAUUUUUGUUGUUGGGUCAUGCUUGUCAAAAUUCUUUUAAUUUGAGAUAUUUGAAAAAAAAAAGAUUCAUGUGAGAUGAUCAAAGUAAGACAUUGGAAAGGGGUCAUUUCAACCAUUUUUUUCUACGUAUAUAACUGCUUUGGAACCAAAAAAGGUGUUACUUUUUUCAUAUUUGAAUUUUCACUAUAUCAGGGUUCACCUUAAAUUUUUCUGUAUUAUGGAAAUGUCUUUAUUUAUAGCCAGCCUGAGCAAUGAAACAUGUUUCAGAUGUGAAACGAUGUAUGGUAUUGCAGUUAAACUCACCAGGUUGGGACGAUAUUAAUCAAUGAUAGUUCUAUUGUUGCUGUUUGUAUACUUUUAAAAUGAAGGGGAUUUUGUUCAAGCAUCUCUGGUAAUUCCUUCAAAAUGACUUGAAAGUUUAGAAUUCCUUAUUUACUUCCUCAUACGGUUUUUCCACCAUAAUUAAAAAUAAAUCAUCAUCUAUUCUUUAAAUUAAACAAAUAAGUAGUUAUUUAUCCCCUGCACAUUCCCAGCAAGAUACAGCUGAAAAGUUCUUAUUUGUAUUGUGCAGAAGGCUUUGAGUUUUUUUAUUUUGUAUGUAUGUUAUAUGAACUAAUGUGCAGUUUUGAAUGUAUAUUUGCAUAAGUAAGCAACUGUCAAUGAUAUGCUGAAGUGUCCCAGAAAUGUCGGCCUCCAGGCAGUGUAUUGUUUAAUCAGUUGUGUCAGAUUUACAGUUGUAUAUGUUGAUUGUCUUACUACUUCCCUGUUUUUAGGUUUUUUGAUAACUUUCUGAUUUCUUAGAGAAUAUAUUAAUAGUUGUUCGUUCUUUUUUCUUUUAUUUAUGUAUUUGAUUUUGUUUAAUGCCUUAUGGAAAGUUUCCAGUACAGAGAAUUGGUUGUUUUGUUUUACAAAUUUUGUUUAUUUUUGUAUUUAAAGGAGAGAAUAUCCACCAAUCUAGCCUAUUCUCAAACAGAGUAGAGAUUACUUUUUAUCUUUUUGAAAGCCAGCACAUCAGUGAAACCUGUCAAGGUUAUGCAGUACAGCUUUGUGUUAAAAUAUUUUGUGGUACAUCAGGCACAAUCGGAGAGUAAUGUCAUACAGUACUAUGUAUACACAUAUAAACAUUAAGCCCUUAAUAAUUGUAAACAUUUGUUGUUUCAAAGAAAUACAAAAACAGUGCUAUAAAUGUUAUAACUAAUCGAGAUAUUGAAAAACAAAUGUAAAACAUCAUCAGUAUUAUCUUUUAUGUAGCAUGUUGCAAUGUUGUUACGUCACCUAAGUUGAGAUACCAUUUUUGUAAGAAAAUAUGUAAAACCAGGUUUUUCUAUUUUAGUUUUAUCAGGCAUAAGUAAAAGAACUGUAUAUGAUGUUUUUGUUUGUUUUAGCUCGACUUCUUGAAGAAAAAUUAGAGCUAUUGUACUCGCCCCGGUGUCGCCGUUAGUUAAAGUUUUUCAUAAAGUCAAAUAUCUCUGUUAGCUAUUGACUUGAAACUUAAAAUAAUUAUUUACUAUCAAAGUCUACACCAGGAGAAACAAUCCCCAUAACUCUGAUUUGAAUUUUGACAGAAUUAUGCCCCUUUUUAACUUGGGAUUUUUGGUUAAAGUUUUUGAUAAAAUCAAAUAUCUCUGUUACUGUUAAAGCUAUUGACUUGAAACUUUAAAUACUUAUUUACCAUCAAAGUCUACACCAGGAGAAACAAUCCCCAUAACUCUGAUUGAGUUUUGACAGAAUUAUGCCCCUUUUUAACUUAGAAAUUUUUGUUAAAAUUUUUAAUAGUCAAAUAUCUGUUACUAUCAAAGCUUUUGACUUGAAAUUUAAAAUACUUAUUUACCAUCAAAGUCUACACCCGAAGAAACAAUCCCCAUAACUCUGAUUCGAAUUUUGACAGAGUUAUGUCCCUUUUUAACUUAGAAUUUUUUGUUAAAAUUUUUAAUAAAGUCAAAUAUCUCUGUUACUAUUAAAGCUUUUGAGUUGAAACUCAAAAUAGUUAUUGACUAUCAAAGUCUACACCAGGAGACACAAUUCCCACAACUCUGGUUUGAAUUUUGACAGAGUUAUGUCUCUUUUUAACUUGGAUUUUUUUUUACUGGCAAAGCUCUAAUUCAGAGUCAAGCACUGAGAAAAGUCGAGUGCGCUGUCUUACGGACAGCUCUUGUUUUAGUACCAGUUAAAUAUUUGCAGAUUGGAGGAAUGUGUAUUGUAAUUGCUACAUUUAUGUAAUUAGAUAUAACAUAUAAUUGGGCAAUAACAACAACACAAGAGUCUGCUUUAUCGUUAUUUGUACAAUUCUGAAGAUAUUUUUUAUGUUUCAUUAUUUUUUUCUGUAGCAAUAACCUAAUAAAACAUAUAAGCAUC
This is a messenger RNA of Mercenaria mercenaria, 4115 nucleotides long. RefSeq lists its product as uncharacterized. NCBI's taxonomy places the organism in Eukaryota, Metazoa, Mollusca, Bivalvia, Venerida, Veneridae. The coding region runs from base 149 to 1000 and encodes 283 amino acids. The record is from RefSeq and is a predicted model, not a curated record. The transcript has 6 exons.